UACAUGACUGCAGUGGGUAUUCUGAGAAACUAAACUCUUACAGUGAUCUAUAGCUACCUAGUGUUGCAAUGGCGGAUGAUAGCUCCUCCGUGAAGCUCAAGGGGAAGGAGUCGUUUGGAGUGGACCCUGACACUCUGUCUCCAGAGCAGAAGAAGCACUUCAUCACCAGAAACCUUGAGGAGGUACUGGGAGAGGACCGACUGGAGGCUUUGCUGAAGGAGGGUAAGAACAUCGGUGUGUAUUGGGGGACUGCCACCACCGGGAAGCCACAUAUUGCCUACUAUGUGGGAGUGAUGAAACUUGCUGACUUUCUUAGAGCCGGCUGUGCGGUCACGGUAUUAUUGGCGGACCUUCAUGGUUACCUUGACAACUUGAAGGCACCCUGGGAGCUGCUAGCUCAUCGGACCAAGUAUUAUGAGUUCAUCAUCAAGGCUAUGCUAGAGUCUAUUGGAGUGCCGCUGGAUAAGCUCAAGUUUGUGAGAGGAACUGAUUACCAGUUGAGCAGAGAGUACACUCUAGAUGUAUACAGAAUGACAUCUGUGGUCACGGAGCAUGAUGCUAAGAAGGCUGGAGCAGAGGUUGUGAAGCAAGUCAAGAAUGCUCUACUCAGUGGACUCCUAUAUCCCGGCCUGCAGGCUCUAGAUGAGGAGUAUCUGAAGGUGGACGCACAGUUUGGGGGAGAGGACCAGAGGAAAAUAUUCACAUUUGCUGAGAAAUAUCUGCCUCAUCUUGGCUACAAGAAGCGUAUCCACUUGAUGAACCCCAUGGUCCCCGGGCUAACUGGAGCCAAGAUGAGCUCCUCAGAACCGGACUCUAAGAUAGACCCUCUGGACAGUGCCCAAGUUGUCCGCAAGAAGCUACAGAAGGCCUUCUGUGAGCCCGCCAAGGUGGAGGGAAACGGUGUAUUGGCCUUUGCAAAACAUGUGCUCUUCCCAAUUCUGUCUGGAGAAGAAUUUGUGAUUGAUCGAGAAGAGAAGUUUGGUGGGCGUGUGACCUUCACCGUGUAUCAGGAUCUGGAGGAAGCUUACAAGAAAGAUGAAGUGUACCCACUUGAUCUCAAGAAUGGGGUCGCUAACGAGCUUAACAAGAUGCUGGAGCCUAUUAGACAGCAGUUUGCAGCAAGUAAGGAAAUGCAAGACCUCCGGGAUUUGGCCUACCCUGCUGAAAGUGAGUCAAUCCGAGAUCUGCAUUUUUUGUACUGUAUAUUUUUCUUCUCUUCCCUAGAGCCCAAGUCUAAGGCUAAGGUUGGAGCCAGUGACAGAGCAGUGGAUUACUCUAGACUGGACGUGAGGGUGGGCCGGGUUCUCUCUGUGGAGAAGCACCCUGAUGCUGACACACUGUAUUUGGAGAAGGUCGAUGUGGGAGAUAAAGAGCCUCGUACUGUAGUGAGUGGCCUGGCCAAGUACCUCACAAUGGAGGAGCUGCACGAACGCAACGUGGUCGUUCUUUGUAACCUCAAGCCUGCCAACAUGAGAGGGAUCAAGUCUGAAGCCAUGCUACUUGCUGCAUCAAGUGAUGACAAGGUGGAGCUCCUAGUGCCCCCUCCCGGCUCUAAACCUGGUCAGAGGGUGUUUGUGGAUGGCUAUAACACUGAAGAGCCCGAUGAAAUGCUGAAUCCCAAGAAAAAGAUAUUUGAACAAAUUCAGCCUGACUUGAAGACUAACUCGAAGCUGUUGGCCACGUACAGAGGUAUACCAUUGAGCACUGACGAGGGAGGUGUGACCGUCAAGAGCCUCUCUGGUGCAAGCAUUCGAUGAACUAUUUUGACAGUAUACAUUACAUGAAUCAAGAGAAUAUGAAAAUUUUAUAGAUUAA
This is a messenger RNA of Halichondria panicea, 1815 nucleotides long. Its product is annotated as tyrosine--tRNA ligase, cytoplasmic-like. The coding region runs from base 69 to 1757 and encodes 562 amino acids. The record is from RefSeq and is a predicted model, not a curated record. Gene Ontology annotation, molecular function: tRNA binding; tyrosine-tRNA ligase activity; ATP binding. NCBI's taxonomy places the organism in Eukaryota, Metazoa, Porifera, Demospongiae, Suberitida, Halichondriidae. Gene Ontology annotation, biological process: tyrosyl-tRNA aminoacylation. The transcript has 20 exons.